Ctenopharyngodon idella (grass carp) is the source of this 4557-nucleotide messenger RNA. It is a transcript of the gene lrrc3, whose product is annotated as leucine rich repeat containing 3. The transcript has 2 exons. NCBI's taxonomy places the organism in Eukaryota, Metazoa, Chordata, Actinopteri, Cypriniformes, Xenocyprididae. Gene Ontology annotation, molecular function: protein binding. The record is from RefSeq and is a predicted model, not a curated record. Bases 502 to 1302 code for a protein of 266 amino acids.
GGAGCGAGCGGUCAGUCUCCGGCACAGCAAACAGGGCUCGCCAUCCAAUCAGCGCAAGGCGGCUGUCUUAUAGCUGCUGUGUGCUCUUCACUUUUUACACUCACUGCAAAGGCGUCUGAUCCUCUAAAGUAUCAACAAGUAUGUUUCCAGACUUGGCAGGAUGGAUGUUAAAUGAAGGGAGCCCUCUUCAUGUUUCUUCUCCUUUUGGUUUCUAGCCUAAUUAAAGCUUGGCUGCAGAACUUUUUCCUCUCAAAUCUUUUAUUGCCUUUCAGAUGUUGAUUGACUCAUUUGGAUUCUCUCCAGGACAUUCACAAUGGCUUCAAACACCUGAAAAUUAAAACCACUACUCUACAUGUGCUCAAAGGGCGUUAAUAAGGAAAAACUCCUGCUGUUGGAAUGACACAGUGACCUGUAAUGUUUAUUCAUUAAUUUUCCAAUAUGACAUGGAUUAACAAUGGCUGCCCUUGAACAGUAGAGCAUUCUGAAAGUAAGUAACUGGACAUGACUUACCCUGGAGGGGCUCAUGUGUCAAAGAAAGUCUUCAUCCCUCAUGGCUAUCCCCUUAUCUUGAGAUUACUUUUAGCCGUGAUUUGUUUGAGCGUGAUGGGUUUUGCCUGUCCCAAGAGCUGCCACUGCUCCGAGAGGAAUGGCUUGACAGUAGUGCAGUGUUCCUCUCGCAACCUUGAGGAGAUUCCCCCCGACCUUCCGCACGAUACUGUGUCACUUCAGCUGUCCUCCAAUCACAUAACCAAAAUCCCAAACCAGGCUUUUAAAAAUCUUCCCUGGCUCCAAGAGUUGGACUUAUCAAGGAACGCUAUUGAAACCGUGGACGCUGGGGCUUUUCAAGGUGUCACGGAGAGCUUGCGGGCGCUCGACUUAUCCCAUAAUCACAUGCAAAGCGUCCCCAAGGAGGCCUUUGCUCGGCUGCAUGCCAAGAUCAGCCUGUCCAAUAACCCAUGGCACUGUGAGUGCACCCUGCAGGAGGUGUUGCGCGAACUCAGGCUGGACCCCGAGACGGUGAACGAGGUGAGCUGCCACACCUCUGUUCAGGAAGAGUACGCAGGCAAGCCUGUCAUCCAAGUCUUGGAUUCAGGCAUAAACUUUUGUAACUUCCACCAUAAGACUACUGAUGUGGCCAUGUUUGUUACCAUGUUUGGUUGGUUCACGAUGGUUAUCGCUUAUGUCAUCUAUUACGUACGGCAUAACCAGGAAGAUGCCAGGAGGCAUCUGGAGUACCUCAAGUCUCUGCCAAGUAGCUCCCAAAUUAGUAAGGACUUUGACACAAUCAGCACUGUUCUCUAGCAUCAAUCAAUGCAGUGUAGGAGUGAAUGUGUUUGGCACAGUGAUGAUGGCACAACAGCAAGCCUUAUAAGGAUGAGUGGGGCAAGAUGUGUCAUUUACUGAAGAUGUUCUCUAGGAAAGGAGAAAUGAUGAAUCGCUGAUGAACACAUGAAAGAUUUACAUUUCAAAUACAUAUAAAUCAACAUAAAUGAGAAAAAGAAAACAUUUAGCUAAUGCACAAUUAUUAUUACAAAGUAUUAUUUUGCUGCAUAUUAUAUACAUUUUCAUAAAAAGAAAAACAUUUAAUUUUCUGAAUAUUUUAAAUAUUUUAUUAUAAUAGUAUUUUUGUGCAGUUGAAACCAAUUAUUACCAAAUGCAAAUAAUGCAUGAAAUUUAUCUUUUUAUUGAAUUAUUUAUUUAUUUUAACUAUCCACUAGGAUAGUUCCCCAAGAAUUAAUUUCUCCCCCGGCCCAUGUUCCUGGUUGCAUUCGCACCGGGAAUAGGAACUGUGAAACGGCCGACAGCAGCGUCUUUAGGCGUGGGAUUUACAAACACUAAAACCCGGUGGAUGGAAGACGCCAUGAUUGGAGCUGUGUUUGUUGUGCCGUGGGUUUCGUGAUAAUGAAGAUGGAAUGUAAACACAUAAUUUACGCGACUGAAAGAGCAAAAAGUGGGGCUAAGAGAAAAAAUCUCCUAUGACAACUUUCAGUAUUACAUAUCAUUGGGGCGGAGAAAAGAACACAACCCUGCAGACAACAGUUAUAUGCCGUUAUCACCAUGUUCUUGAAGUAAAUGUGUUUACAUGGCUUUUUAAAAAUGCCGGGUGCCAGUGUUUGACAUGCGUUUGACUAAUCAACGUACACUCACAUCACUGAUAGUUCCUAUAGUGCUGGUUUAGACCCUACUCUGAAGUAGGAGCUAAUUUAGUUCCCCCAAAAGGAGUUCCUAGAACUAAAAUCAUUCCUAGUUCCUGCGGUGUGAACAUUUCAGCCAGUAGUUCUAGGAACUAUGAAAAGGUUCCUCCGGUGUGAAAGCCCCUAAUUUUUACAUGCAAAAGAAAAAAACAUUUUAGCAUUACAAAAAUCUAGCACAUAAAAAAAGCCCUUUUUUAACUCUUUCCCAGCCAUUGAUGGAAAUUUCCAGCAAUCCAUGUUUUCACUGUUAUACUGUAGGGGUGCUAUUAUGCUUCUUCUGAAAGAGUACAGAAUCUCAGAAUCAAAACACAGGUGACAGAAAAAAGCAGAAACAAGCGAUAAAAGCAUUGCUUAUGCACAUGUAAAAUAACAUGAUCAUCAAACAUUAAACAGCAUAUUAAUCAAAACUCCCCAACGUUACCGAAUGAAAUGCCAACUAUCAAGAGGUAUAGGACUGUGCAAGCUUUGGGGGUGUUGAUGGACUCUGUCUUCUCCAUCUAUGUUAUGAUCAUCGUUCUGAAUCUAAUCCAGACAUAGUCUUUGACAAAAACACAAUUUUCUCUGCUCUUUCAUGUCUUAUGUUCAGAUAUUCAUACAACAGAAUAUUCUGGGAGCCAUGAAAGUUUUGUAAAAAUAAUGAUCAAAAAUACUGGCGGUGGCUGGCAACUUUUUUUUUUUUUUUUUUUUUUUUUUUAAAUGCGGUCAAGGAAAGAGUUAAAUACAUGGCCCAGUUUGUUGGUUUAAGAGGGUGACAGAUUACUAACUGACACAUCUUACCCCACUGUUCCCAAGUUACAGUAUUAUUUGAUUUGAUUGUGAAUGUUUUCAGUGGGUUUUCACACAAUGAAUGUGUUGACAGUUGUUCCGUGAUGCAAUUCAGUGUUCCCAUUCCCCUCAGUCGACCUACAUAAGUCCUGCAGUCUCUGUGGUGGCCGCUUUGUGCCUCACAACAAGCUCUGCAGAAGCUCCAGUUUUUCUGCAGGUGCUUAAAUCACAUUAUUUCUUGAAUUAAUUUAUUAAUUUGUAUGCUAAUGUAAUGGUGUUUCAGAACCGAAUAUUAAAUGCUGGAUUAAUGGGAUUUUUAUUUUCCUUAUUUUAUAGCAUUGACCAAGUAGAGCAAGUACAUAAGCACUGCCAAAAAAAAACAGUUAAGCUCUGCCUUGAUAAUUGGAAACUUGCCCCAUUUUGGCAGAGUUCUUUAAACUCAAGUGCCUGAUCCUGGUACCUCAGCACCAAUACACUGUGCAUUGGGCAUUAUUUGGUUUGCUAUCUCUCUGUUGUUCUACAAUAAUAAAAAAAAGAAUCCUUUGAUAGUGAGUGUUAAGUAGAACAGUGUAAUAUUAGGUCAAGUGAAAAUGUUGGUGUAUUUUAAAGAUUUCUCAGAUUGAUACUGGAUCAAUUAUGUAAGAUUAGAAGAUAUCAUGAGAUGACAUUCAAAAUGGAUUUUGUCACCUGUGCAUUAUAGUUAAAAGGGCUUGCAGGUUAUAUUUCAUGUAGGCUAAUGUGAAUUUCUGUCCACAUGUAUCAGUUUUUCAUUGUGAUAAGCCUUUCAGCAGUAGUGUGUAUAUCAUAGAAUCAUAAGAAAAUAAAAAUGCUAUUAGAAGGACUCUGCCUUCUUGCCUAGACUUUUCAAUUUCUUUGUUGUUUUUUAAGUUGCAUUCAAUUUACUAUGAAUGAGCUUUUGUGGACAUGUUCAGCAAACAAAAAAUCGAUAGCUUGGGGUCCUUGAUUUUAUUUACCUUUGUUUUGUGUGAGUACUAGGCACAAAACAAUGCCUUGCAGAAAUGUUUCUUGAACCUUCAGGGAUUUCAUGAGGAGUCAUGCCACUGAGAGAGGAUAUUAUGAUUGCUUUCCAGCAGGGUGCUUGAGGUCUAGCCAUAUGUGAGUCUGUAGCUCUAGAUCAAUAACAGAUUCAUUACAGGGGAAGGUUUGGAAAACUGCAGUGAGCUUUAAGGCAUGCUGUUCUGGGAGUAGAUGGCACCCUCAAUUCAGUGAGGAUCUUUCAAGCCAAAGUAUAAGUGAAAGUGGUUUGAAGUUUGUGCUUCUGUCUUCAAAGAAAACAUUGAAGGGGUGGUCUGGACUGUUUAGCACUAAAGUGCUCCAUAAUGAUUUACUAUAUCUGAUUAUAUGUAAACAAAUGACCCUAAAGUUUGUAUUUAUUAAUUGCAGUAAAUCCCCAUGAAACCCUUGAGGUUUAUCAAUGUACCUUUGCCAAAGUCUUGAUUUGUCCUUUAAAACAGGUUUUGGAUCAGUUUCCCUCAGCACUGUAAAACUAUAUAUAAAAAGUCUGUUACAUCCUGAUUGCCUUCCAUUGCCUUCAAUUUCAUGUACUAACCCAUUGUUUGAUUACAUGUUAUAUAAA